GCGAGAGAACCACGGAGGCACCCGUUCUCCCCUCUCUCUCUCUCUCUCUCUCUCUCUCUCUGUAGCGUUUCAUCGAGAAAGAGGUCGAGGCGCAUCGGCGAAAGACGAAACGAACACGCCUGGCGAAGGUAAAAAAAAAAAAAGAGAGAGAGAGAGAGAGAAGAAAAAACGCCCCCAUUUCUCUCUCCGGCAGCCAUGGACGUUGAUCCUCGUCAAUACGAACAAGUCACUAUUAAUGAGGAUGACAUACACAGUGUUGUUCUUUCAUAUCUUGUGCAUAAUUGCUUCAAAGAAACUGUCGAAUCUCUCACCACCUGUACGGGGAUGAAGCAGCCAGCUAGUUGUUGCGAGGACAUGGAAAAAAGAAAAAGAAUUUUUCACUUUGCUGCGGAGGGUAAUGCUCUCAAGGCCAUCGAUCUGACUGAGGAGCUGGCUCCUGACUUGUUGAAGGAAAAUACGGACUUGCAUUUCAAUCUUCUAACCCUUCAUUUUGUCGAGCUUGUCUGCUCCAAGAGCUGCACAGAAGCUCUUGAGUUUGCUCAGUCCAAAUUGGCUCCUUUCGGGAAGGAAUAUGUUAAAAAGCUAGAAGACUUCAUGGCUUUGCUCGCUUAUGAGGAGCCUGAAAAAUCACCAAUGUUUCAUCUUGUCAGCCCGGACUACAGGCAGUCUGUUGCUGAUAGCUUGAAUCGAGCAAUCCUUGCAAAUGCAAACCAGCCAAGUCACUCCACACUGGAAAGGCUGAUAAAACAGAUUGUGGUUGUUAGACAACUUUUAAGUCAAGAGCAUGGCAAGGAUACCUUUCUACCAUUUUCUUUGAGGGAUUUUUUGAAGAGCUAGUGGCAAUUCCUUCAGGGCUUGGCGGAUGUAAUUAAGAUUAAUUUGCAGAAUUUCCACAUGGAAAUUUUAUGAAGGGUCUGGCUCAUCAUGGAAAAGAGUUUUCUUUUCCUGCCUGUUGUGUCUGAAAAGUGGCUGAGCACGAUGUAUUAUUGAGCUGUUCCUGCAUUUACCAAGUUUAUUCUUCUCUUGGUCGGCUGCAAUGAAUGGUUCUCAAGAUUAUGCCAAAGCCAAUGUCUCAUCAGUGGUUGGUUGAUCAGUUUGUGUACACUGUGGUAGCUUACCUGAAUCAAAACCCUUGGAGUACAAGUUCUUGUUUUCACACAUACCGCUUUGCGCCAUGAAUCUCUGCUUUACACUUCAUGUCACAGGUUACAACCAUCUCUUGUUGAUAUGAUAUGGGGAAACACAUAAAAAGCAGAAAGAAAGCUCCUUGAUAUCUUCUUUGCUGCCAGGAGAGCUUUUUCGUUUAGUAUGGUUCAGAUUGGCCAGGGGCAUCCAAUAUUCAGUAAACUUGUAUUUUCUGCUUUUUCUAGUGUUCAUACGAAGUUGUGUGAUCUUCCCUGGUGUAAUGAUUUCUGGAAUAUUGAUACAUUUGUCAGCUUUUGCUGCUUGUGCAUGAUUAAACCUUCUUGCCCAAUUUGUUCAUUAGACUGUUGAACCUUUCUGCAUGGGAUGAUAGUUUUUAUGUGGUUUGUCA
Messenger RNA from Eucalyptus grandis, 1534 nucleotides. Its product is annotated as glucose-induced degradation protein 8 homolog. The transcript has 7 exons. Gene Ontology annotation, cellular component: cytoplasm. Lineage: Eukaryota; Viridiplantae; Streptophyta; Magnoliopsida; Myrtales; Myrtaceae. The record is from RefSeq and is a predicted model, not a curated record. The coding region runs from base 196 to 837 and encodes 213 amino acids. Gene Ontology annotation, biological process: cell surface receptor signaling pathway; cytoskeleton organization.